Cyclocybe aegerita is the source of this 921-nucleotide messenger RNA. NCBI's taxonomy places the organism in Eukaryota, Fungi, Basidiomycota, Agaricomycetes, Agaricales, Hemipholiotaceae. The record is from the annotation of a GenBank genome assembly.
AUGUCUUCUCAGGACGCUGACGCCCUUGCGCGAGCAGCCCUUCAUUUGUUCGCUGGGAAGUACUUCCAGAUAGCCUCGUUUGCGAUGCUCGUCUACGAUCAUAUGAUAACAUUCUCCGACGAGGUCGAACGCAUCUGGAAGCAGCCAUUUACUGGCGCUAGUCUACUCUUCUACCUGAACAGAUACGGCAACCUCCUCGAAUUCAUCGUCAUCCUUAAUGCCUUCUUCGAUCCGACGUGGCCAAAAGACGUAUGCCACCGGUUCGCGAAGUUCGAAGGCGCAGGAACCACGAUCCUUGUCGGCAUCUGCCAGUUGGUCAUGAUCCUCCGUGUCUACGCGCUCUAUGGGCGCUCGUCUUGGAUUUUGGCAUUUCUGUUGGCCCUCUUGGCGGGUGAAGUGGCCAUCGCAGCCGUUGGUAUCGAUAAGGGAUUUCCCAUCGAUUUGCCCCCUCCAUUAGGAGGCUGUAUACUCACAGGAACGCACCCUGCAUUCGCCGCACAAUGGGUCGCGCCGUCGGUGACGGAUUCAAUCAUCUUUUUCCUUACCAUACGGCGUUCGAUGAAGUUGUGGAAGCAAUCCGGGAAAAGCAGAGUGAUGCACGUCCUCGUACGAGACGGCAUCUUCUACUUUUUCAUCAUAUUCCUGACGAACCUAAUGAACACCAUAAUCUAUUUCCAAGUUGAGGAGGACUUGAAAGCCAUUGGAGCCUCCUUCAUCCAACUCAUCACAUCCGUGAUGAUCUCGCGCCUGAUACUCAAUCUUCGAGGAGUGCACCUCGAUCAGCUGCCUACCCAGAGCACCAACCGUAUAGAAGUCUACUACCGUCCGGGGAUACGUAUUCCGGCAUUCAAGGACGAUAGGAUGACCUUUAUAAUUGGGAGCUUAGGUGGAGAAUUCAGAACUCCUGAUGAUGACAGAUGA